CAUAAAAAAUAUUUAAAAUUAAAAAUUAAAACUAAAAAAAAACUACAAUGAGUAGCAACAAUGGCAACGAUCAACAGCAACAACAACAACAACCACAGAGCACAACAACAACAAGCACAACCGGAAAUGAGUCCGGAUCUGGAACCGGAUCCGUAUCCGGAUCUGGAUCUGGUCUACGUCCUGCCACCGCUCCAGCCCGCACUGGUGGCAUGAACAACAACAACAACAACAAUAACAACAACGAUGGGGCAACAACCAGCACUGCCAGCACCUACAGGGUGAACUUGCAACCGCCACACCAGCAGCCCAGCAGCAACAACAAUGGCAAUACUGGUGGUGGCAACACUGCCAGCAACAACAAUCACCACGAGAGCCACACAGCCGGAAGUACAGGUAGCACCUUGGUGGUGAACACCAGCACCAAUGUGGCAGUAGGGGGAGGUGGAACGGGAGGAGCUCCCACAUCUACUGGCAGUUCCAGCAACAACAAUCACAUUUAUGUGAAUCCCCAUAGCUAUGAUAGCAGCACUACGGGCAGUGUUAGUGGCUCCACGGCGGUGAUGUUGCCACUGCCAGUGGCCAAUACUACAACAACAACAACAGGGGGAGGAGCCACAUCUGCAGCAGCAACAACAGCAGCAGCAUCAGCAUCAGCAUCAGAUGCCUCGCAGCAACAUCCCUUGGGAGCGAUCAGUAGAACCGGAAAUGGCAAUGGAACUAGCACGGGAACUGGCAAUGGAACUGGAACUGGCACUGUCACCUGUACCGGAACUGGAGCCGGAACUGGCACCUCCACCUCCACAACCCUGAGCACCCUGAACACAUAUCUCUUCCCCUGCGGCGCCGACUCGGCCAGCAGCUGCGAUCUGGACAGCAAUUUCAGCCAGAUGCUGGACGCCGGAGGCAGUUCCUCCCUGAGCCACCAGUCCACCGCCCCCGUGGGUCAUGGCCUGGGUGUCCAACUGGGCCUGGGAUUCGUCAAUAGCCGUAGGAGGAUCCGACGGCUCUUUGGAGUGGGCGGAGACUUCCAGCAAUCGCCCGGCACUCCCACUCCCUAUGCAGCCGCCCUGCGCCGCCGGAGCUCCCAGCUGAUGCAGUUGACCAAGAAACGGGAGAGGGAGCUGGAGGAUCUGGAGCAGCAGCAGCGGAUAGCGACAGUGGCCUCGGCAAAUGCCGCCUUUCUGGAGCGUCGCGAGCAGCAGCAGCAACAACAGUUGCAACUGCAACUGCAGCAGCAGCAGCUGCAACAGCAACCGACCCAGUUCAUUGGCUUCAAUCCGCUCCAGGCGGAGGCGGGAAAAAAGAAGAAAAAGAAGCCGCCAGGACCGCCGGCCCAGGCCAGGCAGCAGUCGUCUAGGAAUAUGGAGGAUCCUCUGAUGAAUCGUCCUCGGAAGAACACGCCCUCGUCCAGCAAGAAGAAGGACAAGCUGGAGAAUCCCUAUGAGAAGUACCAACAACCAAAAAAAAAAAACAAAAAUCCACCAAAAAGCCAAAGCACUCAAGCUCUUAAGCCACUUACGCUUAAAAAAUCACUCUUAAAAAAAUUAUAUACUUAAAAUUAUAAGAUUUAAAAUUAAGCUUAAGACAAAUGCUUCUCCUGAUUUGUUUCUAAUGCGCUUAAAAUUCUAUUUUCAAAGCUUGUUUUUGUAAAAAAUUGAAUAAAAAUGAACUUGACAGCAAAACUACUUAGUUUAUAUUUGAAAAUUAGUAAACUGCUUCGCUUAAAUGCUUUUAAAAUUUAAAUGCUUAAAUGCCUUUUUAAAAACAA
This is a messenger RNA of Drosophila ananassae, 1768 nucleotides long. Its product is annotated as probable serine/threonine-protein kinase cdc7. The transcript has a single exon. The record is from RefSeq and is a predicted model, not a curated record. Bases 48 to 1556 code for a protein of 502 amino acids. Lineage: Eukaryota; Metazoa; Arthropoda; Insecta; Diptera; Drosophilidae.